AUGGCACUACAGCAUUCUACUUCUACUGCCUUUGUCUUUCAUCUCCUGAACUUUGAAAUGCUGGUCAUUACGAACAAGGAUUUUGUGGGUGUUAAGUACUCGUUCAUCCUUAACCAGAGGCUUCGGGUUGGAGCCCUUGGUAUCACCUUUGUUAGGGAGCGCUUUACCCCUGAUAUGAUCGAAAGAGAAAGACCCGGCUUGGCGAUAUGGGAUAGAGUUAAUAAGAAGAAUACAAAUGUUGUAUGUAAGUUUUGUAACAAGAUUACAACGGGUGAAAUUUAUCGCUUUAAAUUCCAUCUUAUUGGUGGAGAUAGAAACGUCACAAGUUGUCCGAAAUGCCCACCGGAGGUGAGGAAUGAAAUAAAGAAUUUUGUUGAGAAGAAGGAGCAAAAUAAUCAAAUGAGUCAUCAACCAUUGGUAACCAAUCUUCAUGAUGAUGAUGAUGAUAUUGAAGAAUUGUCACUUCCAACAAAACGGGGAAGAGAUGCAAUCUCUUCAAGCCAUGGAUCGACGGGUACGAGUAGGACUAAAGGUCCUAUAGAUUGCUAUUUCCCAAAGAAGCCGGAAGGAAAGAGCGGUGGAAAAGAUGUACAAAAAAUUGCUAAGGACAUUUUGAGGGAUCGUGCAGUUAGAGCUUUUGCACGAUGGGUCUAUGAUGCUGGGCUCCUCUUCAAUUGUGUCAACUAUACUGAUACUUUUGGAGACUUUAUUGAGGUCGUUAGUCAAUACGGACCUGGAAUGAAGCCUCCCACUUAUCAUGAAAUCAGAGGUCCUUAUCUAAUUAAGGAGGUGGAGGAGACUAAUAAAAUUGUGGAGGAAUAUAAAGUUGCGUGGAACAAGUAUGGCUGCUCCAUUAUGAUGGAUAAGUGGACGGCAAGAACUGAAAAAAUAAUUAUUAAUGUGUUGGUGAAUUCUCCCAAGGGAAGUUUGUUUCUUGAGUCCAUUGAUGCUAGGGACUCAUCCACUGACCACAUCAAAAUGUUCACCUUGUUUCAGAACACCAUUGAAAAGAUUGGCCCAAGCAAAGUUGUUCAAGUGGUCACUGAUAAUGCGAGUGAAAAUGUGAAAGCGGGUGGCAUGGUGGAAGGAGCGUACAAGAAUGUCUAUUGGACUCCAUGUGCGGCUCAUUGUAUCAACUUAAUCUUCGGGGACAUUUUCAAGGAAAAACCCUUCUCUACAGUUUUUGGCCAGGGCGUUAGGGUACAUUCUUAUAUUUCUCAGCGGCCCUUGUUAUUGAAUAUGAUGAGAAGAUUCACCAGACAAAAAAAAUUGGUGAAAUCGGGCAAGACAAGGUUCGCCACUACUUUCUUGACUUUGCAUAGUAUCCACUUGCAAAAAGCCAAUUUGAGAAAGUUGUUCACUUCAGAAGAAUGGAGCAAAAGUAAAUUUGCAAUGGAAAGUGCGGGGAAAGAUGUUGCACGCAUUAUUCUUUCUUAUUAUUUUGGGAAUAAUGUCCUUCAUGCUCUUAAAAUUGGUGGCCCUUUGGUUAAAAUACUCUGUUUGGUGGACGGGGAGCAAAAACCACCAAUGGGCUACCUCUAUGAAGCUAUGGAUAGGGCCAAGGAGGCUAUUCAAGCAUCAUUCACUGAUGAGCAGAAAUAUGCAAAGGUCUUUCAGAUCAUUGAUGCAAGAUGGAGUGAGCAACUUCAUAGACCUUUGCAUGCUGCUGGACUUAUUCUAAACCCGUCACUCUUUUAUGAUCAGCAUGAAAAUAAUUCAUUGGCUAGAGAACUGUGGACAGGAUUCCAUGAGGUUGUUAUCAAGUUGACCCCAAAUGAAUACUUGCAAGAAAAGAUAGUAGAUCAGCUUGCUAUUUACAAGGCAGCUGAAGGACUUUUUAAGCUCUGA
Messenger RNA from Nicotiana tabacum (common tobacco), 1848 nucleotides. RefSeq lists its product as uncharacterized. NCBI's taxonomy places the organism in Eukaryota, Viridiplantae, Streptophyta, Magnoliopsida, Solanales, Solanaceae. The record is from RefSeq and is a predicted model, not a curated record.